Messenger RNA from Zootoca vivipara (common lizard), 3412 nucleotides. RefSeq names its product dynein light chain Tctex-type 2B (gene DYNLT2B). Gene Ontology annotation, biological process: microtubule-based movement. NCBI's taxonomy places the organism in Eukaryota, Metazoa, Chordata, Lepidosauria, Squamata, Lacertidae. Gene Ontology annotation, cellular component: cytoplasm; cytoplasmic dynein complex. The record is from RefSeq and is a predicted model, not a curated record. Gene Ontology annotation, molecular function: dynein intermediate chain binding.
GACGCUCGCCGGCUUCUCCCCAGCGGGCGGCGGAAGUUGCCAUGGAGGAGUCUCCGGCGCUGUCCCCGUCGUCUCCGCGGGAGGAGUCUCCGCGGCGCAGUCCCAGGCCCCACAGCGGCUCGGGUCCGGCCCGCACGUACAGCCUGCGGCCCGCCUUCCAGCACAAAUUCCGCCCUUCUGCAGUGAAAGAUUGUAUCCAUGAGGUGUUAAAAGAGGAGCUGGCCAGUGUACAGUACAACCCUGACGAGAUCCCACAGCUCACCAAAUCCUUAUCAGAGACAAUCUUGGAAAAGCUAAAAGAGAAAGGUUUUCACCGGUAUAAAAUGGUGGUGCAAGUGGUGAUCGGAGAACAGAGAGGCGAAGGAGUUAACAUGGCUGCACGAUGCUUCUGGGAUUCGGAUACAGACAACUACGCUCAGGAUAUUUUCAUGAAUGACACCCUCUUCUGUGUGGUGGUUGCCUUUGGCUGUUUCUUCUACUGAUGCUGGUGAAAAGUUCAAAGAAGAUCACUGUUUCAAAUAUAUAUUUUGGAUGGACACUCCCAUUUACAAAAUACAUUUUCUACUUGAGGCUUUUAUGAUGGAUUUCUGCUGCUGCUGCUUUGUAUAUAGCUAGUUUUCUGCACAAGCCCCACUGAAAAAAUAUGAGAUACUUCUCUUACACAGCUCCUGCUCCUUUCAAUAAGGUUUGUACAGGAUAACUUCCUGCCAACUUCGACCCUAUAUUUACUUGCAACUUUCCCUCUGCGAUUGGUGCCUAAUGAGACCCAUCUGGUUACAACCAUUACAAACAAUUGAAAUUUCUGGUUGCAGAUCUGAAUCCCAGUCUAUUUGAAUGAAUAUGUUAAAAUCUCAAUGAGACUUGUAUAAAUGCACUCUAUAAUUUUAACGUGUAAUUCUGCUCCUAAAUUUGUCCUGAAAAGCCUUCUCUUUUUACAACUUAUAUUUACAUUCUCAAUCCACACCUUCGCUUCUUCCACAAUGAACAAAUUUAAAGAAACACCAUGUUCUCUAGGUCAGGCUUCCUCAGAUUUUGUUGGUAGUUUUCCUAACUGUCUGACUCAGCACGCUUAAAAGAGAAGGCUACGGCAGACCAACACGGCUACCUACCUGUAAGGAGAAGGCUAUUUAUGACAUUUUUCAUGCUCUCUCUUUGCAGAGUACACGUAAAUUAUAUUUAGAAUUGGGGCUGUCACUUGAAUUAUGAAAUCUUAAAUCUAUUAAUUUAUUGAAUUUGCAGUUAUGUGUAAUAUGUUACAGGUAGGUAGCUGUGUUGGUCUGAACAAAAUAAAAAAACAAAAUAAAAAAAAUUCAUUCCAGCAGCACCUUAGAGACCAACAAAGCAUGUAUUAGUACACACACACACACACACACACACAGAGAGAGAGAGAGAGAGAGAGAGAGUUUUAAAGCAAGCUGUGCUGCAGACACCAUUUUAGUAGAGAUGUUUCCACCUCUUCUGGUGAGAGAAAAGGAAGGCUCCUCAUUAGCUUCGGUUUUAGAUUGAAAACAAUGCUACUUCUCCUUAAUCUGCUGCCUGGUUGAGGCGCGUUUUGUCGUUAAUCAGAAGGUUAUAUAAUUAAGACUGAAAUCCUAUGAGAACCACAGAAGUUUCCUCUGAGUAAGCCUUGUUCAGCUCUGUGAGACUUACAUCUGAGUAGACACUCGUAAAUUCUGCAGCCCAACUUAGAAACUACAUGAUACUUUUUAUGCACCCAAAGAGCUUUGUAUGCAUGCUUAGCAGUCCUUACAACACGACUGUAAGGUAGGCUUAUCUACCUUUUUGACACCUUUCUAACAGCAGCGCGGUCUCCAGACAUCUGUUUGUAAGUGCUGAUCUCUAUGCAGGACAAAAAAGGCAUAGCAGAGCAGACCACUUAUCCCUAGUCAGGUGGCAACUCUUCUGUAACGUAGUCCAGGAUCAAGGGGGCUGAGAGGUAACACAGGUCACCUAGCAUGCCUUGGUGUGUGGUUAAUGUCAGCUUUGAACCAGGGAACGCCCAGCGUCCACACUUAGCCGUUGUACUACACCAACCUCUGUACUGGCCAAGUACGGCAGCCUUCCCCAGUGAGGCUACCUCCAGGAGUUUUGGACUACAAUUCCCAGCAUGCACAGCCAUGUUGACUGAGGCUGAUGGGAGUUGUAGUAGGAAACCACCUGUGGGGCACCAGGUUGGGGAAGGAUGCAAGAGGGUCUGCUGCUGUUAUCAUUCACGGGUCUCUUUUUACAGACAUUGAUCUGUCAGGCGCUCGUGGUGGCGUACGUGGUCCUUCUUGCUGCCCCACCUUAUUCUCACAAAAACCUUAUGAGGUCAGUUAGAUCGAAAGUUGGUGAUUGCUCCAAGGGCACCAGCUCAGUGCUUCAUAGCAGAAGGUGUUUAAACCCAGGUGUCUCUGUUCCCAAGUCCCCCAGACGACUCCGCAUCAUCUGUCUCCUGCUGCAUAUUUUUACCCUGCCUUUCGCACAACGGCUCCUCCCCAGCUUGCAGUAAACACAUACUGUACAACUAAGAAUAAAAUAAGACAAUAAAAGCAGCAGGGGGCAGCAUAAAGUUAGCCGGAAAAGGAUGACCAGGAACAGAUCUCUUCUACGGUAUUCAUUGGGAAGAAAGGUUUCUGGCAAUGAGAAUGUCUCCAUGUGACAGCUAGCAGGAAUCCAGCACUCUUAAGAGCAGGCUAGCAUGAGAGGCCAUCCAUUUCAGCUGCCUGCAGCAUGAGACAUGGUGCAAAUGGAAGUGAGACGCACUUAAAAAAUCCCUAAUAUAGCAAAAGAUCUGCCCAGGGCAGUGCUGAAACUACAGUACUCUAUUUUCAGGGUUCAUUUGGUCCUCAGUAACUGACAAGGCAAGAGGUGUUUUAAGUCAUCUUUGGAUAAAGGCAUUCUAGAGAAACGACGAUCUCACGGUAUCAACAGUUCAGAAUUUAUCUUGGCUGCUGCUGCGUAUGAAGUGGUGGUUUGUGCAUGUGCAUUUAAUACGCAUGAGAUCACAAGAUGCAGCUGCCCCUUCUGAGAUUUAACUCCAAGAGACCGUACAGAGGGAAAUGCAGCCUGCCUGAAGAGCGACCAUUUUCUGCCGACAUAAUUUGCCUUUUGAAACCACAAAAAAAAAAACCUUUUUUAAAAAAAUCCCAUGUUUAAACAGAAAGAACAAUUUAACAGGCCAGGUAUUAAACAUGGGCAAUCCCCGUUAAAUAGAAGCAGCUGGCGUGUAUCCCAGGGCCAUACUUUUGAGUCGAGCUUCCACCUGGUUCUUUAAUGCCCGGAUUGUACUUGAAAACAUUAAGAGCUGCUUCUAUGGUGUCAAGACUCCGGACCAAGGCUACAACUCUGCAGAAUCGUUCGCAGCCUUGCAAGCUUCUGUUAUUUUAAUCGAAAGAUGCCAAGGACCGAGCCUGGGAUGCAUGCAAGGGGA